Salvia miltiorrhiza (redroot sage) is the source of this 1781-nucleotide messenger RNA. RefSeq names its product protein LEAD-SENSITIVE 1. The transcript is spliced from 4 exons. The coding region runs from base 754 to 1530 and encodes 258 amino acids. NCBI's taxonomy places the organism in Eukaryota, Viridiplantae, Streptophyta, Magnoliopsida, Lamiales, Lamiaceae. The record is from RefSeq and is a predicted model, not a curated record.
AUUAUAUUAUAAAUUAAAAUUAAAUACAGAGCUUAAAAUCAAAUCAAAUAACUGAAAUUGUAGGUGUGUAGUCUAGAAACCCUGUCCAGCCUCUCCCUCUCAGCUCGGUCGGCACCGUCCUCACCCUAUGCGCGGCACGGAUGCAGGCCUCCCGGCCCUCUCACCUCUCGAUCUCGGCGUCUCUUCUUCCUCAGCUCAGGCGCGGCGGAGCCCUCAACCCACCCCCUACGAGGCCGCGCGUCGCUGCCAGCACUCUCCCCUCCCACUCGGCCCUCCUCAGGUUUUCUUUCGUCAUUUAUCGGUGAUAUUUCUUUAUUUUCUUUUUUUCUGAUUUAGUGCUUUAUAACUAUAAGAGCAUCUCAAAGGAGGGCCUUGGUUCGAUUUUUUGCCAUGGAUCUUGGUCGGUUCGAUUUUGGUUGAUUUUACAGAUUUUGAUCGGUCGAUUCGGUUCGAAUGCUAUCAUGGGUUCGAUUUCGCUUUGGGUAGAUAGGAUCGGUUCGGUUUAGAACCGACGUACAAUCGUGCAGUAACGCGGACACGCUAACUUAGCUUCUAAGGCUUGAAAUUUGGGAAUUAAGGCAAGGGUAAUUACGUCAUUCCCGCUCUCGAGCAUCAAAAACCGUCCCAUUCCGUUUCAAUUUAGGCAUCGCCGAUUGCGUAGAGCAAUCAAUCCCAAUUUCAAGGCGAAGAGAAAUCAUCUGUUGUUUUCGUUUUACCGCAUCCCUCCCUCAAUCUCAGUUCGCAGCUAGAAUAAUGGGGCUGCUCUCAAAUAGAAUCGGAAGGAGCAGUCUAAAGCCAGGGGAUCAUAUCUACUCGUGGCGGACUGCAUAUAUCUAUGCUCAUCACGGUAUUUAUCUUGGAGAUGAUAAAGUUAUACAUUUCACCAGACGAGGCCAAGAAGUCGGGACUGGUACCAUGUUAGAUGUCCUGCUGGUGAGCUCAGGACCGAAUCGAUCAUAUGUGCCGUGCCCCACCUGUGUCACAAGAGACGAUGCCCAUGGAGUAGUCUCGUCUUGUUUGAACUGCUUCCUAGCUGGUGGUAUUCUGUAUCGGUUUGAGUAUUCCGUCAGCGCUGCUCUUUUCCUUGCAAAGGCACGCGGAGGAACUUGUACUCUAGCUGUCUCGGAUCCUGAUGUUGAUGUGAUCCAUCGAGCCAAGUAUCUGCUCGAAAAUGGAUUUGGAUGCUACAAUGUGUUCAAGAACAACUGUGAAGACUUUGCAAUUUACUGCAAGACGGGAUUGCUUGUGCUGGAUCAGAGUACAAUGGGACAGAGCGGGCAGGCCGUGUCCAUUAUAGGCGGACCUCUUGCGGCUGUAUUGUCUACACCUCUGCGGCUCGUCACCACCAACAUCUAUGGGAUGGCGGCUACUGCAGUUGGGGUUUAUUGUGUCAGUCGCUAUGCUGCAGACAUCGGCAUGAGGAGGGAUGUGGUAAAAGUUCCUGUUGAGGAUCUCACGACAAGGCUCGCGACAGGUAUGCUUCAAGUCCUUGAACCGAGCCUCCCUGCUGCACCGGCUCUUGCUCAUUAGCAUCUCUGCUGUAAGCCUUUGCUGAGAGAUACAACAGAGAAGAAGAGUGAACAUUAUUUAUCUUCGCCUUUUAUAUGGUUGUAGAAUGUGGUUUGUUGUUUAAUUGUAUUAUUGCGAGACUAUGUUGUUCCUUGGUUUUACUAGCACAAGAAAUGACAGCAUGCAUGCUACCUCUAUCCUAGUGCAAAAGAUCAUAUUUAUGUGUAUUAUUUCCUAGUUUUUGGUAAUAAAAAUAUAGUAGUAUUGUUCAA